CCUUAAAGCUUAUAAAUUUAUAGACGAUGAGAGCAGGUUUAUCAAAACGCACUUUCAUUUUAUAGACAGUAUUAUAGUCUUUUCCUCACGAUGAUCAUAGAGAAUGUGGAUGCCUUGAAGUCGUGGCUGGCAAAGCUCCUGGAGCCAAUAUGUGAUGCUGACCCCUCUGCAUUAGCCAAUUAUGUUGUAGCGCUUGUGAAGAAGGACAAACCGGAGAAGGAGCUAAAGGCACUCUGUGCCGAUCAGCUUGAUGUUUUUCUACAAAAAGAGACGAUGGGAUUUGUCGAUAAACUUUUUGAAUGUCUGACAACCAAGAACUACCUAGGAAAUUCUGCUGCCAAGGAAGUUCCUAAAGAGGAGAUAAAACCACCUGCAGUCAAAUCUGACGUUGUGGAGGCUGAAACUCCAGAGGAGGAGAGAGAAAACAGGCGAAGGAGAAGUCCUCUGAGAAACCGCCCUGACUUCAACGAGUCCAGGAGCCGGGACGACAGGAGGCGAGAUGAGCGUAAGCGCCGCGACUUCGAUCGGCACGGGAAAAGCGCCGGCGAUUCCCACCGCGAGCGGGAGCGCCACGAGCGGCGGAGGGGCAGCCCCCGCGGGAGGAGCUACAGCCGAAGCCGCAGCCGGAGUAGGAGUGGCAGCCGGGGAAAGAGCAGGGACAGGGAGCACAGAGGAGUCAGAGACUUCAAGUCAAAGUUUGAGGUAGAAAGGAAGGAUACCGACAGCUACAACUCUUCCAACACCGCUGCCUCCCAGCAGCAGCACCCGUCGCCUCUCUUGCCCCUUCCCACACCCCCACACCCCUUUUCCUCCUCGUCCUCUGCUGGAGUUUCGGGAGGAGUUCCUAUAGCGACACCAGCUCACAUGCCCGAUAGCACUACAGACAGCUGGUCUGGCUACUAUGGCGCACAGAGGCAAGAUGGUGUUGGCAAGCCAUUCAGCAACAAGAACUCUUCACUCAAACAGCGUUGCAGGGAUUACGAUGAAAAAGGAUUUUGCGUCCGUGGUGAUCUUUGCCCGUUUGACCACGGCAACGACCCUCUCAUCGUCGACGAUGUCAAUCUACCGAGCAUAAUUCCGUUCCCACCCCCACCUGUUAUGGCCCCCGCUGGCCUGCCCAUGCCCCCGAUCACUGAGCCACCCCCUUCCCUCAGGAUACCUCCAAUGCCACCUUACGGCCAGCCACCACCACCGGGUGUCUUCCCCAUGACGAGACCUCCACUGAUAGCAACCAGUGGAAUUGAUACCCCCAACCACCAAUCGGCUAUCGCUGCUUCUCCUCCUAUCGGACCUCCUGGCGUAGGGAUGCCACCUACUCUUCCUCCUCCUCCACCUCCUCCCUGCUCGUCUUCAUCUGUGUCACUUCGUCCCCAAUAUGUCCAGUCUGAAUAUAACUAUGAUCCAGAGGGCUAUAAUCCAGAAUCCCCAGGCCUGACGGCAGCAGGUCGUAACCAAUACCGUCAGUUCAUUCCUCGAGUGCAGACCCAGCGCCCCAACCUCAUCGGCCUCACCUCCAAUGAAGGACAAGGCUCCAGAGCUGCCAACAUAGUGAUCCAGACAGAGCCCGCUACUACAGCCAGCACUCCUGGAAGUAAUGUGUCCCGUUUCAACACAGAGCAGGACAGCAGGAAGAGAAUCAUGGGAUCUAGUACAGCUGAGGGACCGGCAGCUAAAAAACCCUGGAUGGAAAAGCCAAACUUCAACAACCAACAUAAGAGCAGUUUUCCCAAGAGGAAUCACUAUGUGAACACCAAGCUCGAAGUGCGCAAGAUCCCACGUGAGCUCAACAACAUCACCAAGCUCAAUGAGCACUUCAGCAAGUUUGGAACCAUUGUCAAUAUUCAGGUGGUGUUUGGGGGAGACCCAGAGGCAGCGUUGAUCCAGUACACAAAGAAUGAAGAAGCCAGACGGGCCAUAUCCAGCACAGAGGCGGUCCUCAACAACCGUUUCAUCCGUGUGUACUGGCACCGUGAGCCCGGCACCAACGCCACAGGGCAACAGGAGCAGAGCUCAGGGAGCCAGGUGACAGGGUCAGCGCCUAACCAGGGGCCGCAGCACAGCAAUGUGCAUAAAGGUAUCAAGCAGCACAAUCCUGCUGCUUACGUGCUGAACAAGACUGUACCCAAGCAUCGCCUGCCAGCAGUGGCUGGGGCCACAACCAAGCCAGACGGCCUGAACCCAAACACAGACACUGUCACUGGGGCGCCUGCACUGACAAACACCCAGAAGGGCCCCUUCAAGUCAUCCUCAAAGACCCUGGGGAAAACGGGAAAAGCACUAGAAGCACAGGAAGUCCUAAAGAAGAAACAGGCAUCAUUAAAACUCCAGCAGGACAUGAGAAAGAAGAAGCAAGAGGUGUUAAAGACACAGAUGGAGUAUCAGAAGGCGUUGAUAAACCAUCUCGAGAAGAACCGAGGGAUGAAACCUGCAGAAAGAGACGGCAUCAUGAAGACGCUGAAGGAGCUGACGGAGAAGAUCGCCCAGCUGCAGAAUGAAAUGAACCCUGCCUCCCAGGUCUCUGGUGCCAAAUCCAACCACAACCAGACCAAGACCAAGACUGACGCCCAGAAGGAACUGCUGGAUGCUGAGCUGGACUUUCACAAGAAGAUGAGCUCUGGAGAGGACACAACAGACCUGAAGAGAAAACUGGGACAGCUACAAGUUGAGGCAACACGACUAGGCCUCAUCCGGCCCCCAGUGGGUCGAGGUCGGGGCCGAGGGAAGAUGGCACUGGAGCCUGGCGCGAUGCACGGAGGCCGCGGCAGGGGCAGAAGCCGGGAGAUGAUGGCUCGCGGCGGGACUGUGAACCGCAUGGUUGUCGACCACAGGCCCAGAGCCCUGGCUAUUCUAGGUGUCACUCAGGAGGAGAAGGAGGAGCUAAUGCCGCACUUUGUGAAAUUUGGUGAGAUCGAGGAUCUUCGUGACCAAGACGCCAACAGUGUCAUCAUGACCUUUAAGACACGAAGCGAAGCAGAAAAUGCAGCUAAUCAGGGAGCUAAGUUCAAAGGUCGUGUGCUGCAGAUUUCCUGGUACAAGCCCAAGACGCCCUCUGUCACAACAGAGCCAGAGGAGGAAGAAGCUAAAGACGAGGACAAUACGAAGGAAGCUAGCUCUUAUUUGCCCGGUGAGGAGGAGGAAGAAGAGGAGGAGGAGGAUGACGAUGAAGACGACGAGUACGAGAGCCGAUCUUGGAGACGAUGAAGGCGUCGUGAUUCGUCAUCACCUGCUCUCCAGAAAAAUCAGUGGUUAUUUUUCCCGACGUGGACAAAAUCAAUACAGCAGAAAUCACAAUUCUUUUCCUUUUCAGUAUUUUCAAACUAAGUAAUUUUAGACUCUAAUCAAAGUAAAAACGUCUUUACUUUAGUUGUACAUCAAAAGAGGUUUAGAGGAUCUGCAGUUUUUGUAUCCCUCAACUAAACAAAAUUAUUUAAAACAUCUCACUUUUGCUGAGAAAGAUAAAUGUUAAGUUGUUCUUAUAGAUAGAAAAACCUAUGUAAGUUUCAGUGUGCUUACCAGAUGAUUAAUAUCAGUAAUGCACAACAUUUGUGUCUACUGUGAAUAGGUAUUUUUAUACAUACUGUAUUUAAGCUCUUUUUCUCACCAGUUUUUGAAAAAUCUUGUCCUCAGUGCAGGGACAACCAUUCCAUCACUAAUAGUACGUUCUCUGUUGCUACCAGAGAGAUAUUUAUUUAUUUUUCCACUGCAUAAGUACACUGUGCCGUACCGAUAUUGGCACAGUAUGGUUUUGUUUUCCAUUCAAUCGCUCGUUUGUUUUGGUAUGGGUAAGCCCAAAGUGGUAAAAGAUCCAAAUAUUUUUGGCAGUGGCUCUGUUUGCUGGCAUGAAUACAUGCUAGUUUGUGCAUGUUGCACCCAUAAAUCAACAGAGCCACCCCUGCCCGGCACCCAAAGGUGCUGAUACUGUACCAUAACCAUAUUAGAGCCAGUGCAGGUACAGGAGGAUACCAGUGCAAUAGAGAAACCCAAAUAAAUGUUUACAAAUUGCAGUGUCCAUGCACGUCAGAUACAGUCUUGUAAUAAAUAUUCACAUUUUCCCCGCAUUACCUUUUGUUGCUCGCUGACCAGUGCCACUCUGUAAAUAUAAACACUCAUACGAGUGUUCUACAUUUUCUAAGAGUGUGUGACAUUUCUCACUUGUUUUAAUCUGUCUCCUGGUCAUCCAAAGGGCCUGACAGGACAAGGAUCAGAUCACCCAUUUCAAAAAUGUGAGAUCCAUAGACAGGUGUUUGAAUGUAACUGAACAGUUGAUUUUAAUUGAUAUAUAUAUGUGUGUGUGUAUAUAUAUAUAUA
This is a messenger RNA of Scomber japonicus (chub mackerel), 4308 nucleotides long. It is a transcript of the gene rbm27, whose product is annotated as RNA binding motif protein 27. The transcript is spliced from 21 exons. Gene Ontology annotation, molecular function: metal ion binding; RNA binding. Gene Ontology annotation, cellular component: nucleus. The coding region runs from base 91 to 3201 and encodes 1036 amino acids. Gene Ontology annotation, biological process: mRNA processing. Lineage: Eukaryota; Metazoa; Chordata; Actinopteri; Scombriformes; Scombridae. The record is from RefSeq and is a predicted model, not a curated record.